This is a messenger RNA of Symphalangus syndactylus (siamang), 18323 nucleotides long. It is a transcript of the gene SAMD9, whose product is annotated as sterile alpha motif domain containing 9. The record is from RefSeq and is a predicted model, not a curated record. Gene Ontology annotation, cellular component: cytoplasm. Gene Ontology annotation, molecular function: protein binding. Lineage: Eukaryota; Metazoa; Chordata; Mammalia; Primates; Hylobatidae.
CUUACCUCAUCUUGGUAUCAAUAAAAACUUAUGUGGAAGGUAAAUAUGUUGUUCCCCAUCCUCCACAUAACACUCUCCCCAACACAUACACACACACACUCCUUGUACCCCUUGCCCUUCUUCCAGCUCAUUGCUCCAGGAGAGAGAAGAGUUCAAAAAAUAAAGUAAUCAUAAACUUGAACUCUCUCCAUUCUCUUGUUCCCAUUCACAGGUGAAUCUCUUCCUUUAAGCCAUUUUUGUCUCCUGUGAAUACAGCCUUAUCUCCACCUGUUCCUUAGAUCCCAUCUCCCCUGGCUUAUUUUUUCCAUUCAUUACCCUCUUUGUUCCCUUUACUUCUCAACCUGUGCUAUAUACAUGCUGUUCUCUCUGUUGAGAUUGCCUUAUUUCCAUCUAACAUUCUCUUUCCUGCUAUUCUGAUUUGUCAUUCACAACUGAGUUCAAGAGUCACCUUCACCAGGAAGUCUUCCAUGACCACCAUCAUUCCUGCCUGAUUAGAGGGCUUCCUCAUGGUAAUAUGUGUUCUCAAGUUUUCAGUGUCAAGGAAUGCCAUCCCAGAAGCUCAUUCUCAGAUGCACAACAGCCAGAACAGUCUCAAGCAGCAUUCUAGAGCUUGGAAUUUAAGAACUACUCAUUGCCUAUAAAGUGAAAUAUUGGCUAAUAUAGAUUAAAUUGAAUAUUGAAAUAACAAAUAUGUUUAUCCACAUCUUUGUAUCUCUUUGUAAUGUAACUUAGAUAUUCUGGACUCCAAACCCAAUUCUUCUUGUCAUCAAGAAGUCUAUGCUCUAUCAGUGUUCUUCUGGCCUAUAUUUCUAUGAAUCUGGGCAACGCUCACACGGUCUAGAACAUGUCCCUCUUUCUGAAAGCUGUGUCUGCUGCUGAUCCUGCUCCAAACAGUUGCCUCCUUCUUCUGCAGUCCACCAGUCCAUACAGUAACAGGAUCUCCCAAGUGGCUAUACUCCCCAAGUUGUUCAUAGGCCUGUGGACAUAGGCCUGAUCCUUAUUUCUUUUAAACUCCACUACAGGACUAUAACAUUUAAUAAGAUAUAACUAAAGGCUUGAUGUAGAGAAAAAAGUUAUAAUGAAAGGAGGAAACACUACUAAAUAUUCCUGCUAACCAUAACUAUCUUUAGAGUUAAUAAUUCUGGCCCCACCAUCAGGUAUCUUAGAGAGCUUCCUUCUCCUUAGCCCCCAUUUCAACAGCCAUGCUAUAGAGUGAUCUUUUCUGAUUCUCCUGAAUGAAACAACCCCUAAACGUGAAUGCUGGACUCAUAGAGAGUAGGAUGCAAACCCUUUGACGCCCCCAUAAAUAAUUACAUUCUUCCUGAAGAGAAAUAUAGUGUAAUAUGCAAAAUGUCACCCCACCCUUAAUGAGGAUAAGGUCUUACAUUACUCUGCAGAGAAGUUUAUGAAUCUCAAAAAUCUGAGACAGGUCUCAGUUAAUUUAGAAAGUUUAUUUUGCCAAGGUUGAGGAUGUACACCCAUGACACAGCCUCAGAAGGUCCCGACAACAUGUUCCCAAGGUGCACAGCUUGGUUUUAUAUAUUUUAGGGAGACAUGAGACAUCAAUCAAUAUAUGUAAGAUGUACAUUGGUUCCGUCCAGAAAGGAGGGACAACUCAAGAAGGGAGGGAGCUCCCAGGUCACAGGUAGGUGAGAGAAAAACAGUUGCAUUCUUUUCAGUUUCUGAUUAACCUUUCCAAAGAAGGCAAUCAGAUAUGCAUUUUCCUUAGUGAGCAGAGGGAUGACUUUGAAUAGAAUGGGAAGCAGGUUUGCCCUAAGCAGUUCCCAGCUUGACUUUUCCCUUUAGGUUAGUGAUUCUGGGGGGCCCAAGAUUUUCAAGAUUUACUUUCCUUUCACAUUUCCCUUUUCUUUUUUAAAAUCUUUAGAGAAAGCAUUUUAGAAGAAAAUGAGUCUCUGGUCUAAGGUUUCAUCUGGCCUCUCAUGGCUAAAAUGGUUUAUUCCUAGAAAGGUCCCAAGUUAUUAGGAAAGCUCAUUUUUAGCAAGUUGAGAAGUCUCAUGUCCUAUGCAGAGAAAACAGGGGGAGAGAGAAUACAAGAUCUAAAAGAACAAUCCUGGUAAAUCGAUAUAGGUCACAUUACUCUGAAGCCCAUAUAUAAGCAGGCAGGUUUGAAAGUGGCUUUAUGUAUGUAAAUAGGCUGCUGUUAUUUUCUUCUGAAGUUUAAGUUAUCUAGCAUCAGGUCACAGGGCUUUACAAAAGCAUAACUCAGUUUUCAGUGACUCCAAAUGAGGAAAAAUGAGGGGAAAAAGAAGGGAAAAAAAUGAAAACAUUAUUUCGAAAACUUGUACCCAAGAAACAUUCGAAUUCAGCCCAAACUGUAGAAAAUAAUAAAAAUUGAAAAAUAUUAGGCAAGACUAGAAUCCAACAACAGAUGUACUAUAGUUUUUGAAACAUAAUUUUUCUCUCUCCAGUUUCCCAAUUUUACUAAAGACACAUCAUGGUAGGACCGAUUUGCUUUAUUGUACUUAGCCAGAUUAUUUGUAUAAAGUGCAGCAAGAAUAAUUAUUUUUCACAUAGGCUUUUUAAAUUGGCUUUGAUGGAACUUUGUUCCAUAGAAGGCAUCUCAAAUCAGCCUUUGUUUUUUGUUUUGGGGGUUUUUUGGUUUUUUUUUUUGAGUUGGAGUCUCGCUCUGUCACCCAGGCUGGAGUGCAAUGGCGCAAUCUCAGCUCACUGCAACCUCUGCCUCCUGGGUUCAAGUGAUUCUCCUGCCUCAAGCUGCCCAGCCAUGUUUUGUACCAUCAAACACCUAUGAGUUGGGUGAAUUCUUCUCCCCUUGAAGUUCCAAGAUAACUUGGGGCCCUGGGCCUGUCACAAAGUGACAUUCUUUAUUUACCACAGGUCAGGAACCCUGUGCAGGGACUGUGUAGACAAGGUAUAAGGCCAGUUUUCCCAAAAAUCUUUUAUUGGCUCUAUAGGGCAAGUUUGAUUCUUUAAAGGAAAGCAUGUCAUUCCAGUCACAGCCUUGGUAAAAUAACCAGUUUCUCCAAUUGUGUCCUGUUACAAAUGAAAACAAAUUCUUAUUGCACUUACAUAAAUAACUAUACUGCCAUAAAUUAAGAAUAUUCAGAAAUAGUUUCCAAAUUCUGGAGAAAUAAGGUAGAGAGAAACAAAUAUGCUCCAAAUUUUGUUCAUAGGAGUAUACUUAUUUGUAAAAAGCUGUCAAUAGCUCAAAAGAAAAGUUUCCUUGACUCUGAAAAACAAAACAAAGGAUCAGCAACAUUUUUUUUAAUUUUUUUUUUCUUUAUAAUACUUUAAGUUCUGGAUACAUGUGCAGAAUGUGCAGGUUUGUUGCAUAGGUAUACACACGCCAUGGUUGUUUGCUGCACUUAUCAACCGGUCAUCUACAUUAGGUAUUUCUCCUAAUGCUAUCCCUCCCCUAGCCUUCCACCCCUCAACAGGCCCCAGUGUGUGGUGUUCCCCUCCCUGUGUCCAUAUGUUCUCAUUGUUCAAUUCCAACUUACUAGUGAGAACACGUGAUAUUUGGUUUUCUGUUCCUUUGUUAGUUUGCUAAGAAUGAUGGUUUCCAUCUUCAUCCAUGUCCCUGCAAAGAACAUGAACUCAUCCUUUUUGUGGCUGCAUAGUAUUCCAUGGUGUGUAUGUGCCACAUUUUUUUAAUCCAGUCUAUCAUUGAUGGGCAUUUGGGUUGAUUCCAAGUCUUUGCUAUUGUGAACAGUGCUGCAAUAAACAUAUGUGUGCAUGUGUCUUUAUGGUAGAAUGAUUAUAAUUCUUUGGGUAUAUACCCAGUAAUGGGAUUGCAGGGUCAAAUGGUAUUUCUGCUUCUAGAUCCUUGAGGAAUCACCACACUGUCUUCCACAAUGGUUGAACUAAUUUACACUCCACCAACAGUGUAAAAGUGUUCGUAUUUCUCCACAUCCUCACCAGCAUCUGUUGUUUCCUGUCUUUUUAAUGAUCGCCAUUCUAACUGGUGUGAGAUGGUAUCUCAUUGUGGUUUUGAUUUGCCAUUUCUCUAAUGACCAGCAAUUAUGAGCUUUUUUUCAUAUGUUUGUUGGCCACAUAAAUGUCUUCUUUUGAGAAAUGUCUGUUCAUAUACUUCACCCACUUUUUGAUUGGGUUUUUUUUUUCUUGUAAAUCUGUUUAACUUCCUUGUAGAUUGUGGAUAUUAGCCCUUUGUCAGAUGGAUAGAUUGCAAAAGUUUUCUCCCAUUCUGUACGUUGCCUGUUUGCUCUGAUGAUAGUUUCUUUUGCUGUGCAAAGCUCUUUGUUUUAAUUAGAGCUUUGCCAAUUUUGGUUUUGUUGCCAUUGCUUUUGGUGUUUUAGACAUGAAAUCUUUGCCCAUGCCUAUGCCCUGAAUGCUAUUGCCUAGUUUUCUUCUAGGGUUUUUAUGAUUUUAGGUCUUAUGUUUACGUCUUUAAUCCAUCUUCAGUUAAUUUUUGUACAAGGAAGUGGUCCAGUUUCAGUUUUCUGCAUAUGGCUAGCAAGUUUUCCCAACACCAUUUAUUACAUAGGGAAUCCUUUCCUCAUUGCUUGUUUUUGUUUUUGUCAGGUUUGUCAAAGAUCAGAUGGUUGUAGAUGUGUGGCAUUAUUUCUGAGGCCUCUGUUCUGUUCCAUUGGUCUAUAUAUCUGUUUUGGUACCAGUACCAUGCUGUUUUGGUUACUGUAGCCUAUAUUGUAAUAUAGUUUGAAGUCAGCUAGUGUGAUGCCUCCAGCUUUGUUCUUUUUGCUUAGGAUUGUCUUGGCUAUACGGGCCCUUUUUUGGUUCCAUGUGAAAUUUAAUGUAGUUUUUAGUAAUUCUGUGAAGAAAGUCAAUGGUAGCUUGAUGGGAAUAGCAUUGAAUCUAUAAAUUACUUUGGGAAGUAUGGCCAUUUUCAUGAUAUUGAUUCUUCCUAUCCAUGAGCAUGGAAUGCUUUUCCAUUUGUUUGUGUCCUCUCUUAUUUCCUUGAGCAGUGGUUUGUAGUUCUCCUUGAAGAGGUCCUUCACAUCCCUUGUAAGUUGGAUUCCUAGGUAUUUUAUUCUCUUUGUAGCAAUUGUGAAUGGGAGUUCACUCAUGAUUUGGCUCACUGUUUAUCUAUUAUUGGUGUAUAGGAAUGCUUGUGAUUUUUGCACAUUGAUUUUGUAUACUGAGACUUUGCUAAAGUUGCUUAUCAGUUUAAGGAGACUUUGGGCUGAGACGAUGGGGUUUUCUAAAUAUACAAUCAUGUCAUCUGCAAACAGAGACAAUUUGACUUCCUCUAUUCCUAUUUGAACAUCCUUUAUUCCUUUCUCUUUCCUGAUUGCUCUGGCCAGAACUUCCAAUACUACGUUGAAUAGGAGUGGUGAGAGAGGGCAUCCUUGUCUUGUGCCAGUUUUCAAAGCAAAUGCUUCCAGCUUUCACCUAUUCUAUAUGAUAUUGGCUGUGGGUUUGUAAUAAAUAGCUCUUAUUAGUUUGAGAUAUAUUCCAUCAAUACUUAGCUUAUUGAGGUUUUUAGUAUGAAUGGGUGUUGAAUUUUAUCAAAGGCCUUUUCUGUAUCUAUUGAGAUAAUCAUGUGGUUUUUGUCAUUGCUUCUGUUUAUGUGAUGGAUUACAUUUAUUGAUUUGCAUAUAUUGAACUAGCCUUGCAUCUCAGGGAUGAAGUUGACUUGAUCAUGGUGGAUAAGCUUUUUGAUGUGCUGCUGGAUUUGUUUUGCAUUUUAUCAAGGAUUUUCGCAUCAGUGUUCAUCAGGGAUAUUGGCCUGAAAUUUUCUUUUUUUGUUGUGUCUCUGCCAGGUUUUGGUAUCAGGAUGAUGCUGGCCUCAUAAAAUGAGUCAGGAAGUAUUCCCUCUUUUUCUAUUGAUUGGAAUAGUUACAGAAGGAAUGGUACCAGCUCCUCUUUGUACCUCUGGUAGAAUUUGGCUGUGAAUCUGUCUGGUCCUGGACUUUUUUUGGUUGCUAGGCUAUUAAUUACUGCCUCAAUUUCAGAAAUUGUUAUUGGUCUAUUCAGGGAUUCAACUUCUUUCUGGUUUAGUCUUGGGAGGGUGUUUCUGUCCAGGAAUUCAUCCAGUUCUUCUAGAUUUUCUAGUUUAUUUGCGUAGAGGUGUUUAUAGUAUUCUCUGAUGGUAGUUUGUAUUUCUGUGGGAUCAGUGGUGGUAUCCCCUUUAUCUCUUUUUUAUUGUGUCUAUUUGAUUCUUCUCUGUUUUCUUCAUUUUAGUCUGGCUAGUGGUCUAUUUUGUUAAUCUUUUCAAAAAAACAGGUCCUGGAUUCAUUGAUUCUUUAAAGGGAUUUUUGUAUCUCUAUCUCCUUCAUUUCUCCUCUGAUCUUAAGUAUUUCUUGUCUUCUGCUAGCUCUUGAAUUCGUUUGCUCUUGCUUCUCUAGUUCUUUGAAUUGUGAUGUUCGGUGUCAAUUUUAGAUCUUUCCCACUUUCCCCUGUGGGCAUUUAGUGCUAUACAUUUCCUUUUAAACGCUGCUUUAGCUGUGUCUCAGAGUUUCUGGUAUGUUGUGUCUUUGUUCUCAUUGGUUUCAGAGAAGUUAUUUAUUUCGGCCUUAAUUUUGUUAUUCACCCAGUAGUCAUUCAGAAGCAGGUUGUUUAAUUUCCAUGUAGUUGUGUGGUUUUGAGUCAAUUUCUUAAUCUUGAGUUCUAAUUUGAUUGCACUUUGGUCUGAGAGACUUUUUGUUAUGAUCUCCGUUCUUCUGCAUUUGCUGAGGAGUGUUUUACUUCCAAUUAUGUGGUCAAUUUUAGAAUAAGUGUGAUGUGGUACUGAGAAGAAUGGCUGUUGAUUUGGGUUAGAGAGUUCUGUAGAUGUCUAUUAGGUCUGCUUGGUUCAGAGCUGAGUUCAAGCCCUGAAUUUCCUUGUUAAUUUUCUGAUUCAUUGAUCUGUCUAAUACUGAGAGUGGGGUGUUUAAGUCUCCCAUUAUUAUUGUGUGGGAGUCUAAGUCUCUUUGUAGGUCUCUAAAAACUUGCUUUAUGAAUCUGAGUGCUCCUGUAUUGGGUGCAUAUAUAGUUAGGAUAGUUAGCUCUUCUUCUUUCAUUGAUCCCUUUACCAUUACUUAAUGCCCUUCUUUGUCUUUUUUGAUCUUUGUUGGUUUAAAGUUGUUUUAUCAGAGACUGGGAUUGCAACACAUGCUUUUUUUUUUCUUUCCAUUUGCUUGGUAAAUAUUCCUCCAAUCCUUUAUUUUGAGCCUAUGUGUGUCUUUGCAUGUGAGAUGGGUCUCCUGAAUACAGCACACCUAUAUGUCUUAACUCUUUAUCCAAUUUGCCAGUCUGUGUCUUCUAAUUGGGGCAUUUAGUCCAUUUACAUUUAAGGCUAAUAUUGUUAUGUGUAAAUUUGAUACUGUCAUUAUAAUGCUAGAUGGUUAUUUUGCCUUUUAGUUGAUAUGGUUUCUCCUUACUGUCAACGGUCUUUACAAUUUGGUAUGUUUUUGCAGUGACUGGUACCAGUUUUUCCUUUCCAUAUUUAGUGCUUCCUUCAGGAACUCUUGUAAAGCAGGCCUGGUGUUGACAACAUCUCUCAGCAUUUGCUUGUAUGUAAAGGAUUGCAUUUCUCCUUCACUUAUGAAGCUUAGUUUGGCUGGAUAUGAAAUUCUGGGUUGAAAAUUCUUUUCUUUAAGAAUGCUGAAUAUUGGCCCCCACUCUCUUCUGGCUUGUAGGGAUUCUGCGGAGAGUUCUGCUUUUAGUCUAAUUGGCUUCCCUUUGUGGGUAACCUGACCUUUCUCUCUGGCUGCCCUUAACAUUUUUUCCUUCAUUUCAACCUUGGCGAACCUGAUGUAUGUGUCUUGGGGUCACUCUUCUCAAGGAGUAUCUUUGUGAUGUUCUCUGUAUUUCUUGAAUUUGAAUGUUGGCCUGUCUUGCUGGUUUGGGGAAGGUCAGAUAAUAUCCUGAAGAGUGUUUUCCAACUUGGUUCCAUUCUCCCUGUCACUUUUAGGUACACCAAUAUAAUGUAGAUUUUGCUGUUUUCACAUAAUCCCAUAUUUCUUGGAGGCUUUGUUCCUUCUUUUUCAUUCUUUUUUUCUCUAAUCUUGUCUUCAUGCUUUAUUUCAUUAAGCUGACCUUCAAUCUGUCAUAUCCCUUCUUCCACUGGAUUGAUUCAGCUAUUGAUACUUGUGUGUGCUUCACGAAGUUCUCAUGGUCUGUUUUUCAGUUCCAUCAGGUCAUUUGUGUUCUUCUCUACACUGCUUAUUCUAGUUAGCCAUUUCUCUAACCUUUUUUCAAGGUUCUUAGCUUCCUUGCAUUGGGUUAGAAUAUGCCCCUUUAGCUCAAAGGAGUUAGUUAUUACCCACCUUCUGAAACCUACUUCUGUCAAUUCAUCAAACUCAUUCUUCCUCUCAUUUUCUUCCCUUGCUGUUGAAGAUUUGUGAUCCUUUGGAGGAGAAGAGGCAUUUUGGUUUUUGGAAUUUCCAGCAUUUUUAUACUGGUUUCUCUCAUCUUCAUGGAUUUAUUUACCUUUGGUCUUUGACGUUGGUGACCUUCAGUUGGGGUUUUUGUGUUGACGUCCUUUUUGUUGAUGUUGAUGCUAUUCCUAUCUGUUUGUUAGUUUUCCUUCUGACAGUCAGGCCCCUCUGCUGUAGGUCUGCUGGAAUUUACUGAAGGUCCACUCCAGACCAUGUUUGCCUGGAUAUCACCAGCGGAGGCUACAGAACAGCAAAGAUUGCUGCCUUCUCCUUCCUCUGGAAGCUUUGUCCCAGAGGGGCACCUGCCAGAUGCCAGCUGGAGCUCUCCUGUAUGAGGUAUCUGUCAACCACUGCUGGGAGGUGUCUCCCAGUCAGGAGGCACAGGGAUCAGGGACCCACUUGAGGAGGUAGUCUGCAGUCUGUCCCUUAAGAGAGUUCUAGCGCUGUUCUGGGAGAUCUGCUCCUCUCUUCAGAGAUGGCAGGGAGGAACGCUUAAGUCUGCUGAAGCUGUGCCCCCAGCCAUCUUUCCCCCAGGUGCUCUAUCCCAGGGAGAUGGGAGUUUUAUUUAUAAGACCCUGACUGGGGCUGCUAUCUUUCUUUCAGAGAUGCCCUGCCCAGAAAGGAGAAAUCUAGAGAGGCAGUGUGGCUACAGCAGCUUUGUCGAGCUGCAGUGGGCUCCAUCCAAUUUGAACUUCCUGGUGGCUUUGUUUACACUGUGAGGGGAAAACAAGCUUCAGUAAUGGCAGACACAGCUCUCCCCACCAAGCUCUAGCAUCACAGGUCGACUUCAGAUUGCUGUGCUUGCAGCGAGAAUUUCAAGCCAGUGGAUCUUAGCUUGCUGGGUUCCAUGGGUGUAGGAGAUCAGUCAGAGUGGUGGGAGAAACAAUAGGGAAAGGAGCAGAAAGGUCAGAAGGCUCUGCAAAGCUCCAGGGGAGAAUAGCUGAAGGCAGCUGUUCUAUAUCCCUGAGGCAGAGGGCAAGGAGUAGGUACAAGUGAGUGUAGGGGAAUUUAUCUUAAACAGGCUUGUUUACUUAUAUUGACCAGGAACUGACCUUUGAUCAUCCAUGCGUAUGACAUUUCCUGAAAGGGGAACAAUAAAUGUUAGUCACCUUCAGGUUGUGUUUGCUCCAGGUUUUCAGCAUUGUGCCUGCACUGAAUAAAAGCAAGCAGCUCCAGCUUCUCAGGGCUGCUGCACUUUGGCCACUAAAGCCAGGCAGACCCCUAGCUGCUCUUACACUGCAUACCUGUGUCUGAGUACCCCUUACAUCCAUUGCUCAGCCAGGGUCUGCAGAACAGACCUGGCACAUGGGGGUGGGAUCCGCUGAGCUAGACCACUUGGCUCCCUGGCUUCAGCCCCCUUUUCAGGGGAGUGAACAGUUCUGUCUUGCUGGUGUUCCAGGCACCACUAGGGUAUUAAAAAAAAACUCCUGCAGCUAACUCAUUGUCUACCCAAACGGCCACCCAGUUUUGUGCUUGAAACCCUGGGCUCUUGUGGUGUAGGCCUCCAAGGGAAUCUCCUGGUCUGCAGCUUGUGAAGACCAUGGGAAAAGUGUAGUAUGUGGGCCAGAAUGCACCGUUCCUCAUGGCGCAGUACCUCACAGCUUCCCUUGACUACAGGAGGGAGUUCCCCAACCUCUUGUGUUUCCUGGGUGAGGAGAUUUCCCACCCUGCUUCAGCUCACCCUCCAUGGGCUGCACCCACUGUCUAACCAGUCCCAAUGAGAUGAGCCAGGUACCUCAGUUGGAAAUGCAGAAAUCACCCGCCUUUUGCAUUGAUCUCACUGGGAGCUGCAGAUCGGAGCUGUUCCUAUUUGGCCAUCUUGCCAACCACCUCUAGUGCAUUUGUUAUUUCUCUAAUUGUGUUCUUCAUUUCCAGAAAUUGUGAUUGUUUUUUAUGUAUGCUAUCUAUUUCACUGAGGAAUUUUCCUUUCAUAUCCUGUAUCAUGUUUGUUAUUUCUUUAAGUUAGAAUUCACCUUUCUCUAGUGCCUUUUUGAUUCACUUAAUAAUAAACCUUCUGAAUUAUUUUCCUGGCAAUUCAGAGAUUUUGUCUUGGUUUGGAUCUAUUGUUGGUGAGCUGAUGUGGUAUUUUGGGGGUGUUGAAUAACCUUGUUUUUUCAUAUUACCAGAAUUGUUUUUCUGGUUCCUUCUCAUUUGGGUGACUGUGUCAGAGGGAAGAUCUGGGACUCAAGGGCUUCUAUACAGAUUCUUUUGUCCCACAGGGUGCUCCCUUGAUGUAAUGUUCUCCCACUUCCUCUAGGGAUGGGGCUUCCUGAGCCAAACUGCAGUGAUUGUUUUUUCUCUUCUGGGCCUAGUCAUCUAGCAGAGCUACUGGACUCCAGACUGGUACUGGGAAGUGUCGGCAGAGUCCUGUGAUGUAAUAUAUCUUCAGAUCUUUCAGCUGUGGAUACCAACACCUGCUCCAAUGGAGGUAGUAGGGGAGUGAAGUGGACUCUGUAAGGGUCCUUGGUUAUAUUUCUGUUAAAUGCUCUGGUUUUGUGUUGGUUGGCCUCCAGCCAGGAGGUGGCAUUUUCAAGAGUGCAUUAGCUGUGGUACUACAGGGAGGAAGCAAACUUGACCUAGGGUCAUCUAGUUAUAUAUUCAUGUUUCUGAGGCAGUGGGCAGAAUAUGUCUUUUGUCUUUGCAACCAGGGCAGGUAAAGAAAGACCACCAGGUUGGGGCAGGGAUAGGUUUGUCUGAGCUCAGACUCUUAUUGGGUGGGGCUUGCUGCAGUUGCUGUUGGGGGCAGGGGUGUGGUUCCCAGGCCAAUGGAGUUAUGUUCCCAGGGGGAUUAUGGCUGUCUCCACUGAGUGACACAGGACACCAGGGAAGUGGGGAAAAGCCAGUAGUCACAGGCCUCACCCCGUUUCCACACAACUUGCAGUCCUAAAGGCCAGUCUCACUCCCACUGUGCCCCUGCCAACAACAUCAAGUCGGUGACCAGGGCUGAGAACUUGCCUCUGACUAUCAGCCUCCCUGCUGAGAAAGCAAGCAGACUCAUGGCUUUUUUUUGGCAUCUCAGAGAAACUGCAGUGGCGAUACAGUUCCUUCAAAGGGUCUGUGAAUUCUCUUGGCUUUCCUGGUAUGUUGCUGCAGUAAUUCUUGAAGCAAAAGUUCACGAUGUGAGUCUACACAUGCUGUCCUGUCUGUCCCAGUAGGAGCUGCAAGCUAGUCCUGCCUCCUCACCCUCACAGAACCACCAGAAUAAUGUUUGACCAAAUAUCUAGGCACUCUGUGGCCCAGUCAAGUUGACCCAUAAAAUUAACCAUCACACUGGUCCCGAUGCAAAGUGGAACCCAGGUUUUGGAGUUCAGGCCCAGGGUCCCCUUACGAGGAGGGCUCCUGAGGGUGAGUGUAGUGGUCAUAUCUAGGCUGUCCUUCAUAGCCACUUUCUUUCUUCCUAAACCUCAAGAUUUAAGAGCACUGGCCUGAAACCUGGAUUCAAAUAUCUGCCAUGUAUUAGUUAUGCAAACUUUAGCCAUAUUAUUUAAUCUCUAUGCCUCAGUUUCUUCACCUUUAAAAUUGAGUUAAAAAUAAUCUCUACCUCAGGAGAUUGUUGUGAAGAGUAAUUAAGUUAAUAUGAAACAUUUAGAACAAUGCCUGGUACAUGGUAAGUGCCAAUAAAUAUUUUAAAAUAAAUGUUUUUGAAUGUUUUCAUCUAAAACCAGUGUGAAUCAAUUGUGGGAUGUGGAAACCAAAAGCUAAUUGAGCACACACAAGAAAUAUCAGUACUUGCUGUUAGUUUUUAAAUUAUCAGCUAUUUUUGUUUAUCUCACUCAGGCAGUUUUCUACCUGGCCCUGACACUGACCUUAGAAAAGAUAAAUCUUUACAAUGUGACCAUCAGGUCUGCUGCAGCCCUGGUCUGCUCUGCAAUAAAUGCAUUUAGUAUUUAUUGGGGUGCUCAAAGAAGUCCUAUCCCUGAAAGACAUUCUUUACACACUUUAGGAAAACAGAAAUGGACAGUAACUCCACCCUUAAAGGCCAGUGAAAUACUGACCUAGAGUAUCUCCAACCUGGCGCUCUACAAGGCUGGGACUGCAAUGUAAACUCAUAUUCCCAAGGGAUCAAUUAAGCCAGACUCCCACAGUUUGUCUAUAACAAGACAAUGGGGCUUUCUGUGCCCUCAAAACUCUCAAGUGAGGAAAAAUUGUUAAGCCUUCAGAUUUUAACCAAGCAGACCAGAAGGUGGUAUAUAGCCAUAGCUUAUUAAAAAGCAUUUCAGAAAGAAAAGGCCAUGCUGUAAUUUCAGAUCUGAGAAAUGAAACUGAAACCAAACCUACAUUCUUCCUUCCCCAACCUCCCAGUUGUUAAACACGGCCUGCUGUUUCUGAGCCAAUUAGAGCUUGCUGUGAGACAGAAGCAGAGAAUACAUAGACUUCCGUUAAAACCAGAAUGAGGAAAAUACUUUUCUCUAGCAUCGUAGGAGGAAGAAAACAAACACAUCAGAUAUUUUCAGCACCAAAAAGGAUGGUUUUCCCCACAUAUAUGUAAAAGAAAUUUGCAAGACUACUGGGUAUCAGAAUGGCAAAGCAACUGAACCUUCCAGAAAAUACAGAUGAUUGGACAAAAGAGGAAGUAAAUCAGUGGUUAGAAAGUCAUAAGAUUGACCAAAAACACAGGGAAAUUUUGACUGGACAAGAUGUGAAUGGAGCAGUCUUGAAGUGGUUAAAAAAAGAACAUCUUGUUGAUAUGGGCAUCACACAUGGACCAGCUAUUCAAAUAGAAGAACUAUUCAAAGAACUGCGGAAAACAGCCAUUGAAGAUUCAAUUCAGACAUCUAAGAUGGAAAAGCCCAGUAAAAAUGCUCCUAAAGACCAAACUGUAUCUCAAAAGGAACGUAGAGAAACUUCAAAGCAAAAACAAAAGGAUAAAGAGAACCCAGAUAUGGCUAAUCUAUCUACAAUGAGUACAAUUGCUAAAGGUUCUAAGUCACUAAAAGUUGAGCUCAUAGAAGAUAAAAUAGAUUAUACAAAGGAAAGGCAACCAUCCAUAGACCUGACAUGUGUAUCAUACCCAUUUGAUGAAUUCAGUAAUCCAUAUCGUUACAAGUUGCAUUUUAGUCUACAGCCUGAAACAGGACCAGGCAAUCUCAUUGAUCCAAUACAUGAAUUCAAAGCCUUCACAAAUACAGCAACAGCCACAGAAGAGGAUGUCAAGAUGAAAUUUAGCAAUGAGGUUUUCCGAUUUGCUUCGGCUUGUAUGAAUUCACGUACCAAUGGCACUAUUCAUUUUGGAGUCAAAGACAAACCCCAUGGGAAAAUUGUUGGCGUCAAAGUCACCAAUGAUACCAAGGAAGCCCUCAUUAACCAUUUCAAUCUGAUGAUAAACAAGUAUUUUGAAGACCAUCAGGUCCAACAAGCAAAGAAGUGCAUUCGAGAGCCAAGAUUUGUGGAAGUUUUACUGCCAAAUAGUACUCCAUCUGACAGAUUUGUUAUUGAAGUGGACAUUAUUCCACAGUUCUCUGAAUGCCAAUAUGAUUAUUUCCAGAUUAAAAUGCAAAAUUACAACAACAAAACAUGGGAACAAAGUAAAAAAUUCUCACUAUUUGUGCGAGAUGGGCCCAGCUCUAAGGACAUUAUGAAAAAUAAAGUUGAUUUCAGAGCAUUUAAAGCAGAUUUUAAAACACUGGCAGAGUCCAGAAAAGCAGCAGAAGAAAAAUUCAGAGCAAAAACAAAUAAAAAAGAAAGGGAGGGACCAAAGUUGGUUAAAUUAUUGACAGGAAAUCAAGAUUUGUUAGAUAAUUCAUACUAUGAACAAUACAUUCUUGUAACAAAUAAAUGCCACCCAGAUCAAACAAAACACUUAGAUUUCCUGAAGGAAAUUAAAUGGUUUGCUGUAUUGGAGUUUGAUCCUGAGUCUAACAUCAAAGGAGUGGUCAAAGCUUACAAAGAAAGCCGAGUAGCAAACCUUCACUUUCCAAGUGUAUAUGUAGAAGAGAAAACCACACCAAAUGAGAUGAUUUCUACUCUAAAUCUUUACCAUCAACCCAGCUGGAUUUUCUGCAAUGGCAGGUUAGACCUUGACAGUGAAAAAUAUAAACCCUUUGAUCCAAGUUCUUGGCAAAGAGAAAGAGCUUCUGAUGUCAGGAAACUGAUUUCAUUUCUUACACAUGAAGACAUAAUGCCAAGAGGGAAGUUUUUGGUGGUAUUUCUAUUACUGUCCUCUGUGGAUGACCCAAGAGAUCCCCUCAUUGAGACUUUCUGUGCUUUCUACCAGGAUCUCAAAGGAAUGGAAAAUAUACUGUGUAUUUGUGUACAGCCACACAUAUUUCAGAGAUGGAAAGAUCUACUUGAAGCAAGAUUAAUAAAACACCAAGAUGAAAUUUCAAGCCAAUGUAUUUCUGCUUUAAGCCUUGAAGAGAUCAAUGGCACUAUUCUUAAACUAAAAUCUGUGACUCAAUCUUCAAAAAGACUUUUGCCAUCUAUUGGUUUAUCGACUGUCCUUCUGAAAAAGGAAGAAGAUAUCAUGACUGCUCUGGAAAUUAUCUGUGAAAAUGAAUGUGAGGGUACACUGUUAGAGAAGGACAAAAAUAAAUUCCUUGAAUUCAAGGCAUCAAAAGAGGAAGACUUCUAUCGAGGUGGCAAAGUGUCAUGGUGGAACUUCUACUUCUCUUCUGAAAGUUAUUCUUCACCUUUUGUCAAAAGGGAUAAAUAUGAAAGACUUGAAGCAAUGAUUCAAAACUGUGCAGAUUCUUCUAAACCAACAAGUACCAAAAUUAUUCAUCUGUAUCAUCAUCCAGGCUGUGGGGGAACUACCUUGGCUAUGCACAUUCUCUGGGAACUAAGGAAGAAAUUCAGAUGUGCUGUGCUGAAAAACAAGACAGCGGAUUUUUCUGAAAUUGGAGAACAGGUAACCAGUUUAAUCACUUAUGGGGCAAUGAACCGUCAGGAAUACAUACCUGUACUGCUCCUUGUUGAUGAUUUUGAAGAACAAGAUAACGUCUAUCUUCUGCAGUACUCUAUUCAAACAGCUAUAGCUAAAAAGUACAUUCGAUAUGAAAAACCUCUGGUGAUUAUCCUAAAUUGUAUGAGAUCACAAAAUCCCGAAAAAAGUGCAAGGAUCCCAGACAGUAUUGCCGUAAUACAGCAACUCUCUCCCAAAGAACAGAGAGCUUUUGAGCUUAAAUUGAAAGAAAUCAAAGAACAGCAUAAAAACUUUGAGGAUUUUUAUUCCUUUAUGAUCAUGAAAACCAAUUUUAAUAAAGAAUACAUAGAAAAUGUGGUCCGGAAUAUCCUGAAAGGGCAGAAUAUUUUCACCAAGGAAGCAAAGCUCUUUUCUUUUCUGGCUCUUCUUAAUUCAUAUGUGCCUGAUACCACCAUUUCACUAUCACAGUGUGAAAAAUUCUUAGGAAUUGGAAACAAGAAGGCUUUCUGGGGGACAGAAAAAUUUGAAGACAAGAUGGGCACCUACUCUACAAUUCUGAUAAAAACAGAGGUCAUCGAAUGUGGGAACUACUGUGGAGUACGCAUCAUUCACUCUUUGAUUGCAAAGUUCUCACUGGAAGAAUUGAAGAAAAGCUAUCACCUGAAUAAAAGUCAAAUUAUGUUGGAUAUGCUAACUGAGAAUUUGUUCUUCGAUACUGGUAUGGGAAAAAGCAAAUUUUUGCAAGAUAUGCACACACUCCUACUCACAAGACACCGUGAUGAACAUGAAGGUGAAACAGGAAAUUGGUUUUCCCCAUUUAUUGAAGCAUUACAUAAAGAUGAAGGAAAUGAAGCAGUUGAAGCUGUAUUGCUUGAAGGUAUCCAUCGGUUCAACCCAAAUGCAUUCAUUUGCCAAGCGUUGGCAAGACAUUUCUACAUUAAAAAGAAGGACUUUGGCAAUGCUCUAAACUGGGCAAAACAAGCAAAAAUCAUAGAACCUGACAAUUCUUAUAUCUCAGAUACACUGGGUCAAGUCUACAAAAGUAAAAUGAGAUGGUGGAUAGAGGAAAACGAAAGAAACGGGAACAUUUCAGUUGAUGAUCUAAUUGCUCUUUUGAAUUUAGCAGAACAUGCCUCAAGUGCAUUUAAAGAAUCCCAACAGCAAAGUGAAGAUAGAGAGUAUGAAGUGAAGGAAAGAUUGUAUCCGAAGUCAAAAAGGAGGUAUGAUACUUACAAUAUAGCUGGUUAUCAAGGAGAGAUAGAAGUUGGGCUUUACACAAUCCAAAUUCUCCAGCUCAUUCCUUUUUUUGAUAAAAAAAAUGAGCUAUCUAAAAGAGAUAUGGUCAAUUUUAUAUCAGGAAGUAGUGAUAUUCCAGGGGAUCCAAACAAUGAAUAUAAAUUAGCCCUCAAAAACUAUAUUCCUUAUUUAACUAAAUUGAAAUUUUCUUUGAAAAAGUCCUUUGAUUUUUUUGAUGAAUACUUUGUCCUGCUAAAACCCAGGAACAAUAUUAAGCAAAAUGAAGAGGCCAAAACUCGGAGAAAGGUGGCUGGAUAUUUUAAGAAAUAUAUAGAUAUAUUUUGUGUCUUAGAAGAAUCACAAAACAAAGAUCUUGGAUCAAAGUUCAGUGAGCCACUUCAAGUAGAGAGAUGCAGGAGUAGCCUAGUAGCUUUAAAAGCAGACAAGUUUUCUGGGCUCUUGGAAUAUCUUAUCAAAAGUCAAGCGGAUGCUAUAAGCACUAUGGAAUAUAUAGUGGACAAAUAUACUUUUCUCUUAGAACAAUGCACUGUCAAAAUCCAGUCAAAAGAAAAGCUAAAUUUCAUCUUGGCCAACAUUAUUCUCUCCUGUAUCAAACCUACCUCUAGAUUAGUAAAGCCAGUUGAAAAACUAAAAGAUCAGCUUCGAGAAGUCUUGCAACCAAUAGGACUGACUUACCGGUUUUCAGAACCUUAUUUUCUAGCUUCCCUCUUAUUCUGGCCAGAAAAUCAACAACUAGAUCAACAUUCUGGACAAAUGAAAGAGUAUGCUCAAGCACUGGAAAAUUCUUUCAAGGGGCAAUAUAAACAUAUGCAUCGUACAAAGCAACCAAUUGCAUAUUUCUUUCUUGGAAAAGGUAAAAGACUGAAAAGACUUGUUCACAAAGGAAAAAUUGACCAGUGCUUUGAAAAGACAUCAGAUAUUAAUUCCUUGUGGCAGAGUGGAGAUGUGUGGAAGGAGGAAAAAGUCCAAGAACUUUUGCUUCGUUUACAAGGUCGAGCUGAAAAUAAUUGUUUAUAUAUAGAAUAUGGAAUCAAUGAAAAAAUCACAAUACCCAUCACUCCUGCUUUUUUAGGUCAACUUAGAAGUGGCAGAAGCAUAGAGAAGGUGUCUUUUUACCUGGGAUUUUCCAUUGGAGGCCCACUUGCUUAUGACAUUGAAAUUGUUUAAGAGCCAAAUUCUUCCUCCAAGGAUUUGGUCUCAGUACCCACUUAAUUUUUUUAGACUCAAGAUCUAUGCUUUAAACUGGCAAGGUUAUAGAUACAGCCUCUAGCUCUUCUGACCUGUACAUGCAGUAUUUAAUUUCCUCUUAAACAUGUUAUGAGUCCUACAAAGACAAUAGUGAAAAACGAAGGAGUGAGAUAUAUGAAAAGUAGCAAAUAUAUUCCUUGGUUUGGAUAACAUCAUUGAUGACAAAAUAAUGAGCUAUGACUGGAGUCUGGAGAAGUUAGUGUAAUCAGCUGGCUACACAGAACCCCACUACUUACCAGGCAUGGAUUGAAGAAGAUUGUCUACUCAAAUGGCAUUUAGACAUUAGAAUGUCUGGGAAAAUAUUUCUCAAAGAGAGCAAAAACCUCUCAAACUGAGGAGCAACAUUUAUUCUUACUAAGCAGAUCAUCAAUGUGUCAUGUGCUUGGCACUCAAGGAUCUUCCAAAACAGAGGACCAACCAAUCUUCUGAAGGUCAUGCCCACAGAAGUCAUCAGACCUUACCAAAGUAGGCUGGAGAAUUAGAUUGCCUUUUCAUGCAGUGAGAGUCAGUUAAGCAAAAAUGAAAUUUGUCUCUAUGGCUACUUAGCUUAUCAACUCCCCUCCAAACAUACAAUUAAAAACACACACACACACACACACACAAAAAAAAAAAAAAAAAACCACACACACACACUCAAA